This is a messenger RNA of Helianthus annuus (common sunflower), 1502 nucleotides long. RefSeq lists its product as uncharacterized. The transcript is spliced from 6 exons. Bases 78 to 1148 code for a protein of 356 amino acids. The record is from RefSeq and is a predicted model, not a curated record. NCBI's taxonomy places the organism in Eukaryota, Viridiplantae, Streptophyta, Magnoliopsida, Asterales, Asteraceae.
CUACAAUCUAUUUUACGAUAUACAUACAUUUGGGGUUCCAUCUUAAUUAUGUGCAUUGGUUGUUUAUCAACUAGUUGAUGAAGUCCAAAGUUCCAAUGAGCCAAAACAUUGCAGCUGCCAAGGAGUUUCAAAAUACCCAUGUACUCAAAUGUAGAAAAUCGUAUCUGGGAGCAUUAAAGCUGUUGGUAUUGGUAUGUGCAAUGGUAUGUUGUGCUCAUGAAUGUUCAACAUUUUUAUUACAAACACACAUCGAAAAAAAGAGGGAACCCUUUGUGUUCCAAGUAAGUGCGAGGCCUCUUCGUAACAAUGCCAUUUAUCGGUCUCAGUUCGCUUACCCGCAUUACCCGAAACCUGAAGGCCUCAACAGGAAUGCUUGUGCUGCAAGGUUUGAAUGUGGUAGGAAUCCUGUACGUUUGUUUGUCAUUGUGUCGAUGCAACGAUCAGGAAGCGGUUGGUUUGAAACUCUAAUGAACAGUCAUGUUAACUUAAGCUCGAAUGGUGAGAUAUUUGGUCAAAAAGACAGGAGGAAAAACGUUUCAAUGAUCAUUAACACUCUCGAUAGAGUUUACAAUAUGGACUUGCUUACCAGGUCGUCCAAGAACGAGUGUUCUGCUGCAAUCGGUUUAAAAUGGAUGCUCAAUCAGGGCUUGAUGGACUAUCCUGAAGAGAUUCUAGAUUACUUCACGAAGAGGGGUGUUUACGUCAUUUUCUUCUUGCGAAGAAAUAUGUUGCGUAGAUUGGUUUCAAUCCUUGCGAAUUCAUUCGAUAAAGAAGCCAAACUUCUAAAUGGCGUUCACGUAUCUCAUGUACACUCACACGAAGAGGCUUUGAAACUGUCAAGAUAUAAGCCGACAAUCAACGUAUCAUCCCUGGAAUCGGAUUUGGGAAAAAUGGAAUUGAUGGCAAGAAAGGCGUUGGAGUACUAUAACCGCACGAGGCACAUCGUAGUCUAUUAUGAAGAUCUCAUGAAGAACCCUUAUAAACUUAUACAAGUACAAGACUUUCUAAAGCUACCGAGAAUGGAAUUAAAAAGUCGUCAAGUAAAGAUACAUAAAGGGCCGUUAUGGGAGCAUAUUGAUAACUGGGAUGAUGUCAACAAGACUCUCAGCGGCACAACGUAUGAGAGAUAUCUUCGAGCAGACUACUGAUUAUUCGUUUAUCGUAUAGAUCUUUGGAUUUUAUCAUGUGGUGGGGGUGUUGGUUAUUGUUUAUUCACCAACUGUACUAUUACUUGGUUACAAUACAAAUAUUUAGUUAUAGCUGAUAUGUAGGUUUUGUAAGAAUCGAAGAUGGCUGGAUUGUCACACCUCAAAGCCUGGCCGUGUGACUUCUUAAUAUCACAUCAGAAAAAGAUAAUUAAUAAAGCAAAUAUCAGAAUGUAAGUCUUAAACUACAGAUACAAAACUAAACAAACAGUUGUAUCUCAACCAAACCAACCAAAUUGUAUAAAUGUAACCAAAAACCAUAUUGUUCAAUAACAUCCUAUGCAAGUCUUCUUUCAA